This is a messenger RNA of Diaporthe citri, 1761 nucleotides long. RefSeq lists its product as uncharacterized. The transcript has a single exon. Bases 1 to 1761 code for a protein of 586 amino acids. The record is from RefSeq and is a predicted model, not a curated record. Lineage: Eukaryota; Fungi; Ascomycota; Sordariomycetes; Diaporthales; Diaporthaceae.
AUGACAUCUCGGAUUCUGGCCGCGGCGCUCGCCGCCUCGAGCUUCACCCACGCAGCGAUAAACGAUCCUCCUCUGGCAAAGGGCUUCGGUCCAAGUCAGGAUGUUGCGAAAAGCCGUGGACCCCAGAUUUUCAACGCCAUCAACGACGCUAUGAGGCAAUGGGGCUCGUCUCUUCACCACAACGGCAUGUCUUUUUAUCUGGCCACAGUGCCCGAGGGCGUGAUUUUCCAUCACGGCAACGAUAACGAAAGAUCACCAGACGGCCCAGAGUGGCUUGCAUACGAAAUAGAGCACGCCGAGGGUUUCGCGCGCGGGAGAUGGGGACCCCCGGGGGGAGGUCCUCCCGGUCGCGGACGGCCUCCUCCUGGUGACGGUCAUCAUCCGUCCGCGGAUGACGACAAGGAGCUACCGUCUAGGAAGCUCAUGGCACCAAGUCGCUUCGACUUGGUACGAAUUAGGGAUGAAGGCAAAUCGCAACACACGAUGGUCGAUGAUCACUCUUCCGGGUCGUCAGACGCCAUCGACGACGCGGAAGGACAGGGUGGAUGGCUUCAUACCUAUCGCACGACUCGACCGUUACGAUACCUAUACGUUGAUGGAAUGAGCGGCGGCAAGAAUACCAUGGGUACUUUGGACACCCAAGACUACCUGCUCCGAAGUGACAGGACCACAUCGUAUACAAUGCACGAGCCACCGCACAUGGGCAAGCGGGCUGGCGGUCCAAUGGACGAAAGGAGACGGGCUGAUGAGCUCUGCGAAAUGUGCUACUACUGGGAUCUCUCUGGUAUCAUCCGCAUGGAAGCCGGCUUUGAGAUCAUACACUGUGAUUUCAAAGAUGGCCUCGAACAGAUCGCGGCUUUGCAACGACCGGGUCCCAGGGACGGUGACCGUGGGAGAGGUGGCUCCGUCAGCAACUUCGAGUUCAUGCGCGCCCUUUCCGAACGUUACGAUGGCAUCGGAUCAUCCAGAACAACUAUCGACUUCUCGUCUAUGGUCUCGGCGUUCUUUUAUCCCGUGAACCUGACCAACCCGGACCCAAAGCGACCUGACUUGCCACGACUUGCCAGGGUUACUGAUGCGGAACUUGCUGCCAUCAAGGCUGACUUGAAUCGCGUCAUUUACGAAAAGCACGACAGCCACAACCGCAUUGUUGAUUGGCAAGAUGUGACAGAUCUCAUUGUGGCCCGUUAUGCGGAUAGGUUCAAGUACAUGACCGAGAAGAUCAGCUCGGCGAGCAAACUGCUCGACGAGAUCAACCACCUCCUGACCGUCUACAUCGACUACUCUAACAAGGGUCCUGACCAAAUCCCGUCUGCCAUUAACCGUUGUACCAAUGUCUAUCUCCACGGCAUCUCUCCCCAGACCGAAGCCGACAAAUUCAUACACGCUGCCAUCAUGAGUGUAACGUCAGAAAUCUGCACCAAGCUAUUCGAUGCAAGGGAAAUCCUCACCAACAACUCCACGAAUGGAGAGGGUCUCGAGCCACUCGCACUGCCCGAUGCUAUGAAAACUAUCCGCUCCUUAGUGGAAUACUUGGGGUGGGCUCGCUUCAAGCGCUGUUCACAGUGCGAUGUGGACGAGGUAUGCAUGAUUCCAAUGUGGCCUUUCGGCACGAAGGAGGAUUACGACUCACCACGAUGUGCCAAUUCAUCGAGCGUUAGAGGGGACGGAGAGAAUUACUGGGGAGGUUUCGGCCGGCCUGGUGGACCGGGCAGGCGCCCAGGUGGUGGGAGAGACGGGAGGGGACCUCCGCCCCCGUGA